This is a messenger RNA of Otolemur garnettii (small-eared galago), 3830 nucleotides long. RefSeq names its product KRAB-A domain containing 1 (gene KRABD3). The record is from RefSeq and is a predicted model, not a curated record. Gene Ontology annotation, biological process: regulation of DNA-templated transcription. The coding region runs from base 7 to 3144 and encodes 1045 amino acids. The transcript has 17 exons. Lineage: Eukaryota; Metazoa; Chordata; Mammalia; Primates; Galagidae.
CCUGGGAUGGCGCGCCAGGUGUCCAUCACCUUCAAGGACUUGGCUGUGCGGUUCUCAGAGGAAGAGUGGCGGCUUCUGGAGGAGGGGCAGAGGGAGUUCUACCGAGACGUGAUGCGGGAGAACUAUGAGACGUUGGUCUCCGUGGAGCCUGCAGGAGCCUCAGGGCUAGGGGGCUGCACUGCUGAGGGUCUGGAGCCUGCAGGUGGGGGUGGCCCCCAAGGAGGACAGCCCCAGCACAGCCUGCACCUCACUGCCCUGGUGCAGCUGGUGAAGGAGAUUCCAGAGUUCCUGUUUGGGGAAGUCAGGGGAGCUGCAAACAGCCCUGAGAGUGGGGGAGCCAGCCUGGAUGGAGAGAGAGCGAGCCCUGAGGCACCCGCAGCGGUGGAGCCUUGCCCUCUCCGAGGUCUGCUCAGCUGCCUUCCAGACGUCUCCGUCAGCCAACCCAGCCUGGCCUCCACACCCACCAGCAGCUCAUGCUCCAGCAGCCCACCCACAGAAGGGGAAGAGGGAAGCCCUCUCCCCAUCACAGCAACUGUGGACAAACCGUGGCCUACAGGGAAGGCAGGCCCCAGAGCCCCAGGUAGGGAGCCCAGCCCACCUGUCUGGAGCCCUGGUAGGAGGAAAAGCCCCAGAGGACAAGAGAGAGGGACCUCGGGAGCAGGGCUCUCUCCCGGGAACAGCCCUUUGCAAGGCCUCAUCAACUGUCUGAAAGAAAUUCUCGUGCCUGGACCCCAGCACCCCGGGGCACCCCUGAACUCGCUGCCUCCUCUUCCUGGCCUGGGCACAUCAAAGCUGACCAGCAUGGACCUGGGACCUGGGAGACCACCUCAGGAAGUGAAGACAGAGGUGGCUUCAGGGGAUUGUCCUCUCCAGGGUCUGCUGAACUGUCUGAAGGAGAUUCCAGAAGCCCGGGAUAGGCACCCUAGCACUCCAGCUGUAGAGGAUCAAUGGCCGCAGGAGGAUCUAGGGGCCUGGAAAAGGGAUUCUGGAGGGUCAGGACACCUCCUACGCCCUGCUGCCUGCCCUGGUCUGGGAGCCAGUGGGCUGCUCUCUGUGAAAGUGGAGGGCAGCUGGGCCCAGAGCCCUCCGGUGCCCGCAUUCUGUCGGCCCAGCAGACAGACCCUCAGCCCCUCUGCUACUGGAGACACCAGAAGGGUCCCAGGGCCCAGCUGGCACCCUCAGGCUCAAGCUGCCAGUGCCUCAAGCUCACCACUGGAAGCCCUGGAGGCCUGUCUGAAGGGCAUCCCCCUGAGUGGGUCGUUACCUCCCCAGCCACUGGCUACCUCUUGGUCCCAGAGUCCCCAGCCAGGAGACCCUCGAUCCCAGCGACCUGAGCUGCAGCCCUACGGAUCACACAGUGGAGGGGCAGCCAGGGAACCUCCUCUGCCUCUGGGCUGUGUGAGAGGGGGCUCAGCACGACACCCAGGCACCCGACACACACCCUCCAGCUUCUCCUCCUCCAGCAGCACCGAUGGGGACCUAGAUUUUGGGAGCCCUGUGGGAAGCCAAGUGCAACGGCCUGGAAAAGGAAGCCCAGCAGGAAGCUCCCCGCUCCAGGGUCUAGAGAACUGUCUCAAAGAGAUUCCUGUGCCCAGGCUGCAACCUGCCUGGUCCUGCUCCUCAGCAGCAGAUGGGGGGUCGAGGAGAGCAGAGCCUGGGAGUUGGACAGCAGACAAGGAAGCAGGACUACGGGGUGAGGCCCACGAGCCAGCUCGUCUCGGGCAAAGUCGGGGAGAAGUGCAUACCAGGACCCCUCGUCUGGCCAAUCCAGAGGCGUUUGCCUCCAGCUGUGUCCCCACCUGCCACCAGCGGGGGCUAAGAAACCUUGGGGCCACCAGGCCAGAAGCAUGGAGGUGGCUCCAAGAUGGGCCAGCCACUAAGCCCUCCCCACUGCACUGCCUAGAGAGCUCCCUGAGAGGGAUCUUGCCCACAAGGCCCUUGCACUUUGCCUGCUUGGCUGGCCCCGACCCCAGCCCCAGCCCUGGCUCCAGCUCAAGCUUCAGCAGCUCUGAAGGAGAAGACCUGAGGCCUGAGCCCACACUCUGGCAGCCACACCUCCAAGAGAGGGACUGCCUUCCCAGCUCCAAGUGUCCUGUCCCUCAGUCCUCGUGCCCUGGCGGAUCUUCCACUAGCAGCAGCAGCAGGAGCCCUGGUGAAGACUCCAGAAGAACAGAGCCUGGGGGGUGCAGCAUUCUCAAUGCAGGGGCGGCUAGAGAGCUCUGCCCUGCCCCUCAGCUGGAGAGGAGGCCUGAGCCCAGGGUUGGUGAAGCAUCCAAGGGCCUAGAGCCUGGACAAGGAAGACCCAGAGUUGCAGCCAGGACCCAUGGUGAGCUGCCCCCCACGGGUCUGCUGGAGCUGCCCAGUGAGUCUCCACCAUUGCAGCUGCUCCCUCCAGCCACUGCAUCUCCUGCUUUGCCAUCUGCCUCCCCACGGCUGCCGUGCCCCUGCGGGAGGCCACUACAACAAGAGCUGCACAGCCUGGGUGCUGCCCUUGCAGAGAAGCUGGACCAGCUUGCUGGGGCCCUGGCAGGCUUAGCUCAGGAAGUAGCCACCAUGAGGACCCAGGUGAACCGUCUGGGGAGGCGUCCACAAGGCCCUGGGCUAAAGAGCCAAGCUUCUUGGCCAUGGACCCUGCCCCGGGGCCCUCGCUGGGCUAACAGCCCUGGUCACAGACACCUGCCCUACUGGAGACUGAAAGGCCCUGCCAGGCCUAAACCAAAGAUCUUGCGGGGGCAGGUGGAAGCCUGCAGGGCUGGUAGCUCCCGGGGGCUCUCCAGAGGAAGAGUCCGCCUGGUACCUCAGAUACCUCCAGACACCACCCCAGCAGAACUUUCUGGACCCAACUGCAGCCCUUCCCAUCUUUCAGCACGCAGCUGCCACACUAUGCCGACUGGGUACCCUCCACUUGCACAUGCCAUGGGCUGCCAGAGCCCCCUCCCCCCUUUAGUGCCCGCUGCCUUAUCUGCCCUGACGGGCUUUCCUGCAGCCGGCACAGGUAUAGAGCCACCAGCUGCAGCAGUGGCACCAGCCGGGAUCCUGAACCAGCCCAAGGAGCCAAACAGCCUGUUGGGAGGAGUCCAGAGAACCCCCCAGGAAGACCUCUGGGGUGGUGAACACAGGGACCCACAGUGGGGGGCUCAUUAACUGCAGUCCUCAUCUGCUCAGCCUUGGUGUAGGAGAGCCCCAGGCCCCAUCACCUUACCCUGGCCGCCCUCUCCUAGGGAUGCUGUCUCUCUCUCCAUCUGCUUACUGGCCCUUUCUACUGCUCCGUCCUUUGCUCUGCACCAGGUCCUCGGGUCUGUUUGCUCCUCAGCCACACUCUGGGUCUGGCUUAGGUUGCAUCAAACCUUGAUCCCCUCCCCUCCUGCACUAGAGCUGCCUGAGCCCACAGUGCAUGAUCUGUGCACCUGUGUGAGUUCUGCACGUGCACUGGGCACUCUAUGCAGAGGCAUAGUGGCCUUGGGCGCUCUUUUCCCAACCAUCUCCUAUUCCUAACUAGGGCACUUCCAGAGACUGGGCCCCUGCCCUGGAGUAAAUACUGGCAGGUUUCAUUUGGGGAGCACUCUACUUCCAGUCUAAGGUAGAUUUGCCCAUGUGGAUUCUAAAAUUAAAGAAGUGAGUUGCUAAGGAAAGGCCCCUUGGGUCCUCUUGAGAAGCAUGUGGUGGGGGCCCACUUGGGUGUGGUCAGUCAGGUCAUGCUACCAGCAGCAUAGCCAGGUCAGCCUGUGCUACCUUCCCACCCAGACAUCCUCCAGAAAAUCCAACAAUGUGCCUGUAAGAUUAGGGAGAGAGGCUGAGCUCAGUGGCUCAUGCCUGUAAUCCUAGUACUC